This is a messenger RNA of Caenorhabditis remanei, 2193 nucleotides long. RefSeq lists its product as uncharacterized. Gene Ontology annotation, molecular function: nucleic acid binding; ATP binding; RNA helicase activity. NCBI's taxonomy places the organism in Eukaryota, Metazoa, Nematoda, Chromadorea, Rhabditida, Rhabditidae. The record is from RefSeq and is a predicted model, not a curated record. Bases 1 to 2193 code for a protein of 730 amino acids. The transcript is spliced from 9 exons.
AUGACAGCUUUCGAAGAAUUUGGAAUUAUUCCAGAACUUUCUGAAGCGAUUAGCUCGUUGAAUUGGACAUUACCAACUGCCGUCCAGUCUGAAGCGAUUCCGGCGAUUCUGGGAGGCGCUGACGCGUUGAUUGCAGCUGAAACGGGAUCCGGAAAAACGGGUGCCUUCUGUCUCCCAAUCGCCCAAAUCGUAUGGGAACGUCGUAAAUCUCCAGAAUCCUCCUCGACGACGUCAUCUGAUUCAUCUGAAUCCCAACACGUUCAUCUUCUGAAUCGUGAAGAUCGUGACGCGAGUCUACAAAUCGAUAAAUCCGGGCUGAAUUGUGACGCCCGUGUCGGCAAAGAAUGGCACGGCGCCCGUGGAAAAGCUGGAAUUCAUGGGGGCGGAGCCUAUUAUUAUGAGGUUACAAUCACACGAGAUGGACUGUGCAGAGUGGGAUGGGCGACGAUGGCGGGAAGUCUGAAAAUUGGCACAGAUUUCGAGAGUUUCGGUUACGGUGGAACCGGCAAGAAAUCGUACGGAAAAAAGUUCGACGACUACGGUAAAUCGUUCACAACGAACGACGUGUUGGGCUGUUUUCUCGAUUUGGACAAUCUGAAAAUCUGGUGGUCAAAAAAUGGGGAACAAUUUCCGAUGGCUUAUUCAAUCGAUCGAAAAUUCAAAUCCCCGGCGACUUGUCUUUUUCCGGCGGUUUUAUGCCAAAAUUCGGGUCUCGCAGUGAACUUUGGCUCCGCCCCUUUUAAGUAUCCGCCCACCGACGGGCGUACUGUAGGUGUGGCCGCCGCGCCGGCGGGAAAUUUGAAAUGGUGGAGUGCCGAGGAGAAGCAAAGUGUCGAUUCGACGACUCCGCUGUGUAUUAUUCUGGAACCGACGAGAGAAUUGGUUCAGCAGACUUUUCAGAAUAUUCAAACGUUCGCCGGCGUGUUGAAUGAACCCAAAAUUAGAUGCGUCACCCUGGCAGCCGGUGAGAAUAUGAAUCAAAUCCUUCGAACCCUCGAAACGGGAUGUGAUAUCAUCGUCGGAACGCCGUCUCGAAUCGUCGAUUUGAUUCAAACUGGGAAAUUGGCGACGAAAUCGCUUCAAUUCAUUGUAAUUGAUGAGGUUGAUCAGUUUUUGGCUGAUAAGAAUGGAGGCGCCCGUCAGAUUGAUACGUUAUUCAGAGCUCUGCCUCUGGUGGCACAGGAUGGCACCAGGAGACAGGUAAUCGCGUGCUCCGCCACUCUGCACAAUUACGAAGUCGCUCGAUUCGCGGAUCGUCACAUGACAUUCCCCCAAUGGAUUGAUCUGAAAGGGACGGAUUGUGUGUCUUCAGACGUUCAUCACGUCGUCUGUCACGUCGACGCAUCUGAAGACAAACAAUGGAUUCGGGCGAAAUACGCGCCGAUUCAUUUAGAAGAUGAUCACGUCCAUGAUGGAGAUCAAAUACGGGCGGGAACAAAUGACAGGGAUACGAUAUCGCUGGGAACAAAGAUCUUGAAAGGGAUCUAUGUUGUGAAGGCGAUUCAGGCACUUCACAUGGAUAAGGCUAUCAUUUUCUGUCGAACGAAACAGCAAUGUGAUCAUAUGGAACAUUUCCUGAGACAGAAUAAUUUCACGGCGGCGUGUCUUCAUGGUGAUCGUAGUGCCGAAGAGCGUCAAAGUUCACUCGAAGGAUUCAAAAAAGGAGAAAUGAGAUUCUUGGUGUGUACAGAUGUGGUCGCACGUGGAUUAGACGUACAAGGAGUGCCUUUUGUAAUCAAUGUGACACUUCCCGACGAUAAAUCAAUGUACGUCCACCGUAUCGGACGUGUCGGACGUGCCGAACGAAUGGGAUUAUCGAUUAGUUUGGUGUCGACAAACGAAGAGAAAGUAUGGUAUCAUAAAUGUCGGACGAGAGGUGUCGGUUGUCAGAAUACGAAAGAUAUCGGAAAAGGCGGAUGCACCAUUUGGUUUGAUGAGAAAAAGAUGCUCGGUGAAAUCGAAGAGCACCUCGGCUCCACAAUCUCCACAGUCGACUCGGAUUUUGCCGUUCCAAUCGAUGAAUUCGACGGAAAAGUGAUCUACGGAGAGAAAAGGUCCGGUGGAGCGAACUUUGCCACUCACGUACUCUCACUCGCCUCAUCGGCGUCGCAGCUGGCGGAUUUGGAGACGAAAAUGCAAUUGGAAUAUUUGAGAAAUAAUCGACACGUUUUUAUGGCUUUUAAUGCAUUGUAG